UCAUUUAUACACGAGAGAAUGAUGAACCAUUACAUUCAGUGAAUUGAUAUAAUCAGUACAGUAUAGUGGGCAACUGACCACAAGCAAAUAAAUAAAAAUCGUAAUAUUUUUAUAGGUUCUUAAAUCACAAAAAAUAAUUCAAAAAACUUUUUAAUAACAAGGUUUAGCCACUCGGAUCAUGGAUCUAACAAGCACUAUAUCGGAUUCCUGUCCGGGAAACCUGCAGGGUGCCUCUGGAUUUUUCUUCCUUACUUUAAUCAAUAGUUUACUUCAGUCCAAAUGUAAAUUGGGUUCAAAAGAAGUGUACAAUGAGAACUAUGGUCCCUUAAUUAAAGAUGGUGACGAGUUUGACUUUAUUGUGGUGGGUUCUGGAUCUGCAGGAUCAGUUGUUGCGAAUAAAUUGACUGAAAAUUCCGAAUGGAGAGUUUUAGUGCUAGAAGCAGGAGGAUAUCCAUCAGCAUCAAGUGAUAUUCCAGCUGCAUUGGCAAGUCUCCACCAAACAGACGAAGACUGGCAGUAUAAGAUGGAACCAACAGAAAAGGCGUGCUUGGCGUUUAAAGACGGAAUAUGUAAAAGUCCUCGUGGAAAAGUGCUGGGAGGUACAAGUACUAUAAAUGCCAUGUUGUUUUGUAAAGGAAACUCAAAGGAUUAUGAUGAAUGGGCCGAAAUGGGAAAUACGGGUUGGGAGUGGGACAAUGUAAAGAAGCAGUUUGAGGGUUUGUCGAAGAUUAUGCCAGAAUGUAACAAUAAGUAUGACUCAGGAGAACCAAUCAUAAAUGCAUUAAAUGAAGCAAAUAAAUUAUUGGGAUAUAAAAUCCACGAAGAUUACAAUCCAGAAGACCCACUAGGAACAGUAACCGGUAACGUGUGUAUCCAGAAUGGACAACGACAAAACACAGCUAAAGUUCUUUUGGGAAAAUAUAAAAACAGAAAAAACUUAUACGUAGCGACUAACUCUUUUGUUGAAAAAAUUCUAAUAGAUCCAGAAACAACAGAAGCGGCUGGAGUAGUAGUAAGAAUAAAUGGAAAAACAUUGACAGUUAAAGCCACCAAAGAGGUUAUUCUGUCAGCUGGCGUUAUUAAUUCUCCUCAGCUACUUAUGUUAUCAGGAAUAGGGCCAAGAAAAAAUCUCGAAGAAGUAGGAAUUAACUUGAUUAAAGAAUUGCCAGUUGGAGAACACCUCGAGAAUCAUAUAAUACACAUCGGGCUCGAUAUCGUUUUAUCUCCGGACUCAAUUCUACCAGAACACAGACCUGAUAGAAUGCAGGAUAUUCUAUAUGAGUACUUCAUGCAUCAGACUGGACAUUUGGCUACAAUUGGCACAAGUAACUACUGGAACUUUAUUAAUACAAAAAAUAAUUCCAAAUUUCCUGACCUUAUGUUCCAUUAUUCACUUUUUGCUCAACACGAUAACUCUAUGUUGCCUACACUACUAUCACAUGCGAUGGGAGUAAAUGACGAUGUACUGUUAAGUAAGUUAGAAUAUCUAAAAACCAAUAACUUGCUGGUGAUUUUUCCAACAUUGCUUAAUACAAAAUCAGUUGGAAAAGUUUUGUUAAAAAGUAAAAAUCCUCAAGACCACCCCCUUAUCUUUAAUGGAUUUCUAUCUGAUGAAAAAGAUGAAGAUCUUAACUGUAUGUUGGAAGGAAUACGGUAUAUAGAAAAAAUAAUCGAAACACCACCUCUACUAAAAUUUAAUCCAGAAAUAGCAAAACUGAACCUCCCUGCGUGCGAUGCGUAUGAAUUUAGAUCUGAUGAUUAUUGGAAAUGUUCUCUACGACAACUUACUGCACAUCUUUACCAUCUAACAAGUACUUGCAGAAUGGGUCCCAAAGAUGACGGCACCUCUGUAGUCGAUCCCAGAUUGAGGGUACACGGAAUAAAAAAGCUAAGGGUUGCGGAUGCUAGCAUAAUGCCAAAGAUAACAAGCGCCCAAACUCACGCACCUUCCAUGAUGAUAGGCCACAAGGCUGCCGAGAUGAUUAAGGAAGACUGGACGAAGAAACAUGAAGAAUUAUAAAAGCAUAAAAAAAAUUAAUUUUCCUUUUAUAUAUUUUUAAUAAACAUAUGAUAUAGAAUUCUAUUCUACAACGAUUUAUUGAAGAUUUAGUGGAUCACAUGUUUACACGUAAUUUUUAAAUUCCUCUUAGUAUCGACUUUGAAAAAAACUGAUAACCGCAAAAUCUGAAAGCACUGUACGUAACUAACUGCGAAUGAAUUGGGACAAAUAAAAAAACAAUUUUUUUCUAAAACCUUAGCUUUAAAUCAUUACAUACCAUAAGUAGACUGAAUAAUCUACUUAUUAGUACGAAAUGUGUCCUCUAGUAGAAAUGACCUCUCCAACACGUCUU
This is a messenger RNA of Diabrotica balteata, 2351 nucleotides long. The record is from the annotation of a GenBank genome assembly. Lineage: Eukaryota; Metazoa; Arthropoda; Insecta; Coleoptera; Chrysomelidae.